GAGGAAUGAAAACAUGCGAAAACCUAGUACAAAGCCUAUCUGCGACGGUUGCCUUCGUAGGUACGAUACGCCACGCGGUUUAAAUUUCCAUAAAGAACGUGUCCGGAUGUUGGAGAUCAUUUGGGAAUGCAAGAAGUGUCAGUUUCGCUUCAAAGCAGCGGACAAACGCCGUAAGCAUCUGCGAAUCCAUUCGGAGGACGCACCCGUGGCAAUGAAGGCACGGUUCAAGGAAGAAACCAUGCAAGAAUUUGGCUGGCUCUGUUGUGCUUCAAAAUGCGACGAAUCGUUUAACACCGAACAAGAUUUAAUUGAGCAUUCGCAGGUAACUCACCUGGGCGAUAAGAAAGCAGCGGAUGCGGAGUUCCCCGAUAACCCUGAACAAUGUCUGAUUUGCUUCAGACGAUAUGGUGACCGGAGACGGCUAAUCAAUCACCAGAGAAGAAAGUACAAACGUAAAAAUUUCCAGUGCGCUCUUUGUGGGUUGAAGUUUGCUACCACCUCGGAGCUGACGACACACGAAGCUAACGAUCACGGAAAUUGGGCGUUCAAGUGUGCACUCUGUGACAAGGCGUUCCCCCAGAAGUACAGCUUGAAUAGUCACUUGAAAACUAUGCACACGGAUGAGAAACCCCAUCAGUGCACAGUGUGUGGGAUGACUUUCCGACAGAAGGGUGGAUUGAGGACUCAUAUGUCCAAUCAUGUUGAGGUUCCACAGUUCAAGUGUGAGGUCUGCUCGAAAAUGUUCAAAGCAAAACUGCAUCUGCGGUAUCAUAUGCGAACGCACACAGGCGAGCGUCCGUACAAGUGCCGAUAUUGCGACCAUGCUUUCGCGAACAAUACCAAUUACAGAAGACAUGAAAUGACUCACACUGGAAAUAAACCGCACAAAUGCUCUUAUUGUGGAAAAGGAUUCAUUUUAAGGAGAAUGCUGAUAGAACAUGAGAAAAAUCACACAGGAGAUAUAAGAAUCGAAGAAAAACCAGUGCACAGCACUAAAAAGAAAAGCGAGUUUAUUGUUGAAUUGCUAGAUGAACAGGAUAAUGAUGACGUUGAUGAAGUGGUGGAAUGCAGCAGCGAUGAUGACACUAAUGGUCUGCAAACCUUUUCACUACGUAACAGACCGGUUUCGAUAAGCCUUGCCAAACCAAAAUCUGAUCCACAACACCUCUCUAAUAUCGCACAUCAAAUAGUUACUAAGCCAAUCGGAAAUAUCGUCGCAGCCACAAACAACACCAUCGAUGUCUCAAAAGCACCGGCAGUAGCCGUUUAUAAUGUAGUCCCUGCAACCACAUCAGGUAACUUUAGUUACGUUUUGAAACUUCAAUAAAAUGUAAGAAA
Armigeres subalbatus is the source of this 1338-nucleotide messenger RNA. Its product is annotated as zinc finger protein OZF-like. Bases 14 to 1327 code for a protein of 437 amino acids. Gene Ontology annotation, molecular function: RNA polymerase II cis-regulatory region sequence-specific DNA binding; DNA-binding transcription factor activity. The record is from RefSeq and is a predicted model, not a curated record. Gene Ontology annotation, biological process: regulation of transcription by RNA polymerase II. Lineage: Eukaryota; Metazoa; Arthropoda; Insecta; Diptera; Culicidae. The transcript has 5 exons.